This is a messenger RNA of Closterium sp. Naga37s-1, 1833 nucleotides long. NCBI's taxonomy places the organism in Eukaryota, Viridiplantae, Streptophyta, Zygnematophyceae, Desmidiales, Closteriaceae. The record is from the annotation of a GenBank genome assembly.
AUGCGCUUUAGUCAACGCGGAUGUCGUUCCUCUUUAGUCAACGCUCGUGCUGGCGCGUCAGUGGACGACCCGGCCGCUCCACACCUCACGAUGAGGUGUGCUACAGCAGCUUUCGUUCGUUCUAUUCACUCGUUUGUUCCAUUCCCACCGUCGCUUGUCUCGUCCCUUGCACUCAUUUCCCUCCCUCACCCGUUCCUUCGCAGAGCUAAUUUGCAUCCAUUGAACGUCCCUGGUGCUGCUCGAGUCAACGUCCGUUCAUUUCGGGCCAAUUUCGAUGCCUUCGCGGACGACAUUGCUGCCUUCGCGAAAGUCCCUACUGCCUUCGCGAACGUCCCUGAUGCCUUUGCGAACGACAUUCCUGCCUUCGCGGACGACAUUCCUGCCUUCGCGGACGACAUUCCUGCCUUCGCGAACGUCCCUGAUGCCUUCGCGAACGACAUUGCUGCAAUCGCGAACGACUUUGCUGCCUUCGCGGACGACAUUGCUGCCUGCGCGGACGACAUUGCUGUCUCGCGGGCGACAUUGCAGCCUUCACAGAUGAUCUCCGUGUCUGCUGCCUUCGCGAGCGUCCCUGGUGCCUUCGCGAGCGUCUCUGGUGCCUUCGCGGACGUCCCUGGUUCCUUCGCGAACGACAUUGCUGCCUUCGCGGGCGACAUUGCUGCCUUCGCAGACGACAUUGCUGCCUUCACAGAUGACGUCCCUGGUGUCUUCGCGAGCGUCCCUGGUGCCUUCGCGAGCAUCCCUGGUGCCUUCGCGAGCAUCCCUGGUGCCUUCGCGGACGUCCCUGGUGCCUUCGCGGACGUCCCUGGUGCCUUCGCGGACGUCCCUGGUGCCUUCGCGAGCGUCCCUGCUACCCCCGCAAGCAACCCUGCUACCUUAGCGAACGUUUCUCUAGACCCGCAUGCAGUGACUUGGCGAGCAGCAGGGCGCUCUUCCUUGGCUGGACCGACCGCCUGCCACACGCUCCACGCAAGAGAUAAGAUGAGUACCUCCGCUCCCUCCCUCUCUGCCUCCGCCUUUUCCUGCUUCUGCAAUGUCUCGCUUUCAUGCACCUCCCAUCGCUCUAGCUGCCUGUACCUUGGCUCUCCUCUCUGCUCUCCACUCCACGCUGCUUCUGCUUCUGCUGCUGCUGCUGAGCGGACUUCCACUGCCACUGGCGGAUUAAGGGACUCGCCUCACCACGACUGGCGGACUGAGGGACUCGCGGCUGUGUGCAAGGUACCGCCGCUGGAAGGGGAAGUCGUUGUGCGUUCAGCCACGGUUGCUGCUACUGGUGGAGGCGCAGGCGGCGGCGGCAGUGGUGGUGGUGGCGGCUGUGGUGCUGAUGGCGGCGUUGGUGGUGGUGGCGGCAUUAGUGUCCCAAGCCUGGAUUCCAAUAGCCGCACGUUAAGGCAUAAUGGACGAACACCAGACCUUGCGGCCGGGGGUCUGGUGGGGCUCCCCUCUUGCUACGUCGGUGAGGGUUCAGGUCUUGGGCUGGCUCAUAGCCUCACUGCUGCUGCCGCUGUGGUGCUCCUGGCGAGUGGCUGUGGGGAGUGGUGGGGAGAGCAAGGCGGGGGAAGGAGGUUGGCCUUUCAGGGCAAGGCUUGUGAGGGCAAGGGGGGGGAGGGGGGUUGGAAUCCCCAGGCUAAGGCAAGCAAGGGGCAGAGGAAACCCCCUCCUCUGUCCUUAGCUUGCCUUGGUCUGGUGGUUUCAGUCCUCUUCUCUUGCCUCUCACAAGCCAUGCUCUGGGAGGCUCAACCUCUUUCUUUUUUCCUUGCUCUCGCCUUACGCAGGGGGUUCAGCCCCCCUCCACUAGCACUCUGCCUUGCCUCACUGCCCUCCUCUCUGUGA